Molecule: messenger RNA, 840 nt
Organism: Neoarthrinium moseri
Lineage: Eukaryota; Fungi; Ascomycota; Sordariomycetes; Amphisphaeriales; Apiosporaceae
Exons: 2
Coding region: 1-840 (279 amino acids)
Biological process (GO): ribosome biogenesis; positive regulation of telomerase RNA localization to Cajal body; snRNA pseudouridine synthesis
Cellular component (GO): box H/ACA snoRNP complex; box H/ACA telomerase RNP complex
Molecular function (GO): box H/ACA snoRNA binding; telomerase RNA binding
Source: RefSeq, a predicted model, not a curated record
AUGUGGUCGACAUCCCCGUCGCUGCUAACUACCCAAGUCGGCGGAUUAAAUCUUGGCCGGCCCCCGGGCCCGUGCUCGCUCCCCUGCCCCACACCAGCCAAAGAGCUCAGGUGCUCCACCAAAAAGUUUUCGGCGGCAGCGUCUCAAUUGAUCACGACCACGACAGCAGCACCAUCGCAUCACACAUCUCGUCACCAGAUCAGCUCGGCGCAACCCGGACCACACUCGUUUCACAUUUUCGUCGGAUACACGAGGUCUCACCACGCCACCGCCACCAUGCACUUGAUGUACGUCCUGGAUGCCAGCGGCAAGCGCACCUACACCCUCAAGAAGGUGCUGAGCGGCGAGGUCACCAAGUCCGCACACCCCGCCCGCUUCUCGCCCGAUGACAAGUGGUCGCGACAGCGCGUGACGCUGAAGAAGAGGUUCGGUCUGUUGAUCCUGGCCGAUGGUGAGUUCUCAGCCCUCCCCGCCUUGGCCAACGAGAGCCCGCAGACUUGCUGGACGCCCAACGACGCUGACAAAGAUGCCCUUUCACGCAGACUCGAACAAGAAGCCCGCCACUCUGCAAUGAGUGCAUCUGCUCAGAUAAGAUGGGACACAAAUGGAGCCCGCUCUGCGAGGCCGACCGACGUGCGGCUGUGGCCUGCUCUGACCCGGCACUUCGCAGCUCGAGGCAUCCCGGUGGGGGUUUUGCAUGUGGACGGCGUUCAUGGCGUGCGUGAUGCUUUUGGUAUGGAACAGCAAAGAAAAGAAAGCGGCGGCGUUGUAAUCAAGCAGCUCAGUGGCACUCGCGAUCUUGCUAACUAUCAAUGCCGUGGUAUCAUUCGUCUAUGCUGA